This is a messenger RNA of Lutzomyia longipalpis, 2868 nucleotides long. RefSeq names its product programmed cell death 6-interacting protein (gene ALiX). Gene Ontology annotation, cellular component: endosome. Lineage: Eukaryota; Metazoa; Arthropoda; Insecta; Diptera; Psychodidae. Gene Ontology annotation, molecular function: protein binding. Gene Ontology annotation, biological process: mitotic cytokinesis. Bases 144 to 2624 code for a protein of 826 amino acids. The record is from RefSeq and is a predicted model, not a curated record. The transcript has 5 exons.
CGACUCACAGCAAAAAAGUUUUCAUCGUCAGCCAAUUCGGGAUUUUUGCAGAGCCUGCUGCGACUACAAAAGAAGAAGAGUUUAAUAGAUUUUUUUUUCAAUUAAAAGUGGAUUAAUUUGGUGAAAAGAAAAAUUGCGGAAAAAUGAGUGAUUUGCUGAGUGUGCCACUGAAGAAACCAUCGGAAGUGGAUGUAGUGAAGCCCCUGAAGAAUCUAAUACAGAGCUCCUACGGAAGUAGCGACAAGGUCCCAAAUUACGCAGAAGCGGUUAAUGAAUUUAGCAAAUUAAGAAAUUCAGCAAUAUGGAAAUUCUUCGAGAAGUACGAGAGCUCCCUGGAAAUUGUGUACAACUACUAUGACCAGCUGAGUGGUUUGGAGACGAAAAUUCCCGUCCAGGAGCUGCAGAUUCCCUUCAAGUGGAAAGAUGCCUUCUCCAAGGGUUCCAUCUUCGGAGGACGAGCCAGUCUAACUCUGUCAUCUCUGGCGUACGAGAAAGUGUGCGUACUGUUCAACAUUGCGGCCCUGCAGAGUGCUGUUGCUGGAGCUCAGAGCUUGGACAGUGAUGAGGGACUCAAAUUAGCUACGAAGCUUUACCAGCAGAGUGCUGGGAUCUUCACGCAUUUGAAGGCAGCAGUUCCGGCUGCAAUUCCACAGGAACCAACUCCGGAUUUGUACCAGGAAGUCCUGACAAUCCUUGCGAAUCUCAUGGUGGCACAGGCUCAGGAGAUUUUCAUUGUUAAAGCAAUUCGCGACAAGAUGAAGGAUCAGAUUAUUGCAAAGCUCUGCUGUCAGUGUGAGGAGUUCUAUGCUGAAUGUCUGCGUGGGCUGCAGAAGGAAUCCGUGAGGAAUCUGUGGGAGAAGGAAUGGGUGACUACAGUUGCGGGAAAGCAGGCUGGCUUCCAUGCUAUGACACAACUCUACUCGAGCUUAGCGUGUCGAGCUAGUAAGAAGGUCGGUGAGGAGAUUGCGCGUCUCCAGCAGGCUGUUGAACUCUUCAAAGCAGCCCAAUCACGUUCGGGGAAGUCAUCAAUGUUCCAGGAAUACGCUGAUCGUGCUCAGCGCAAUCUCGUUGAAUCCAAGAAGGACAAUGACUUCAUCUACAAUGAAAUCAUUCCCGAUGUGAAGACACUGGAUAGCCCGGGGAAGGCACAACUCGCCAAACCCAUUAAUCUUGCAUCGCCACUGGGGCAGAACUACAAGGAUUUGUUUGUUGACCUUGUCCCUGUGGCUCUGCAUCAGGCCCUUUCAGCGUGUGAGGCACGCAAGACGGAGAUGGUGAAUGUGGAAAUCCAGAAGCUGCGCGAGGCAACACAAAUGCUUAACGGUGUCCUCGCCAGCCUCAAUCUACCGGCUGCCAUUGAGAGUACAGCCGGUGGAUCGGGAUUGCCGCCGUCUCUGCAGGAAAAGGCCAAGGCUGUGCGAGAGAAUGGUGGCGUAACGCAGAUUUCGCGCAUGUUCAAAGAACUCCCGGAAGCUCUGACGCGCAACAAGGAGAUUCUCGAUGAAUGCGAUCGUUUGCUCAACGACGAACGCGAUUCGGACAAUGCACUGAAGAAUCAAUUUAAGGAGAAGUGGACACGCACCCCGUCCGAUAAGCUCACAGAAGUCUUCAGAUCCAAUAUUGGCAAAUACCGCGACAUUAUCAACAAGGCGGUACAAGCUGAUGGUGUUGUCCGUGCGAAAUUCGAUGGUCAUAUCAAUGGCAUUGAGAUUCUAUCUAAAUCUCCGGAAGAACUUGAGAGAUCCGUGCCAAGUGCUGGAGGUGCUGGUGUGGCAAACAGUCCCAGUGUGCAGCAAUUGCGUUCUCUCAUGGAGAGUGUUGAGACAAUCAAAGCUGAACGCGAUGCCAUUGAAGCUGAACUCAAAUCAGCCACGGUGAACAUGAAGGAGCAAUUCCUCGGAGCUCUUGCCCGGGAUGGUGCCAUUAAUGAGCCAGCUAUGUCCGUGGGUGAGAUUGGCAAGACUCUGGCACCGCUACAGGCUCAAGUGCAGGAGAGUAUUAAGCGUCAGGAGGGCAUUUUGGCUGAAGUGCAGGCUGCCCAUUCAGUCUUUACCAGUGAAUCCGGUGGUGCGAGUAAUACGCGUGAUGCCACGUUGAUUCAACUGGCUGCUGCCUAUGAUACAUUCAUGGAGCUCCAGGGGAACCUGAAGGAGGGCACAAAGUUCUACAAUGAGCUCACUGAGCUUCUCGUGGCAUUCCAGAACAAAAUCUCCGAUUACUGCUUUGCACGCAAAACGGAGAAGGAGGAACUCAUGAAGGACCUCACACAGCAGAGUACUCGAACUGUGGCACCACCCCCACAGGUACCAACUCAUCAUACCACAACACCAGCAGCUCCAACUACCGUCCCAGAUGGCAGCAUGCCAUAUCCGGCACAAGGAAUGGCCAAUAUGCCAAUGCCGUAUGGCGCCUCUGCAGCUGCUCCGUAUCCAACAUACAUGGCUCCCCCGAUGCCGCAAUCAUUCAAUCCGUACGCCCCGCUUCCGUAUCCGCAGAAUCCAUUUGCUUAUCAGGGAUUCCCUCAAGGUCCCCCAACGUCUGGUUAUGCAACAUACCCAGGAAGUAUGGCGCAUCAGCAACAGCACAAUCCUGGCACGGGAUACCCUCGUCAGCCAGGAUGGUAAUUCUUCUCCACGGAGAUGUAUUUAAUAUCCCUAAAAACGCACCAUGUGGGCAAAUGGAGAUGGAAUCAUUGCAGGCAGAUUAUACCUAUUAAAAAAACAAAAUAUUUCAACUUGAAAGCAUGAAAUAAUAUUUUUCUUUUUUCAAAAAUCAUUGCAAUCUUUUAUUUAGUUUUUUUCUUUGAAGAGGGAAAAGACAUGUAACUGUGCCUAUGGAAAACAUAAUAAAUAAUCUAUUAUUGUUAAA